CCCUUUUCAUCGUGGAUACAGUAAAGAUGUUGCUAGUCAAUUAGCUAAAUCUGAAGACGUCGCAAAAUUGCCCGAUACAGCCACAACAAAGCCACCUUCCGAAUUCCGUAUGAUUUCAUGGAACAUCGACGGGCUUGAUGACCGUAAUUUGAAAAUGAGAACAAAGUCUGUGGUAAAGAUUAUACAGACUCACAACCCUGACGUUGUGUUUCUUCAGGAAGUUAUACCGAAAACAUUGGAUUAUUUGGAAAAUAAUCUUCCACAGUUCAAAUUUUUUCCAGGGAAUGUAGAUGGAUACUUCACUGUUACGAUGUUGAAUAUGUUCACGAUCAACUAUGAUUCCCACGAAAUCAUUGAUUUCCUUGCAACGACCAUGGGUCGUAAUCUUCUUAAAGUGGAGGCGCAUAUGGGCCCCCUGAAGCUAAAACUUCUUAAUACUCACAUGGGGAGUACAGGGGAGCACGCUGAUGAGCGAAUGAAUCAACUGGACAUCAGUUUUCACGAACUGAGUAGAACCGACAAGACGUCUUUGAACGUAAUCAUGGGAGGCGAUUUGUAUGGCACGUUUUUUAUGGCACGUUUUUAGUUCCAUAUGUAGCACCUCAACUCAGCACCUCAACCAUG
Messenger RNA from Daphnia pulicaria, 624 nucleotides. Its product is annotated as tyrosyl-DNA phosphodiesterase 2-like. Gene Ontology annotation, molecular function: 5'-tyrosyl-DNA phosphodiesterase activity; single-stranded DNA binding. The transcript has 4 exons. The coding region runs from base 110 to 586 and encodes 158 amino acids. The record is from RefSeq and is a predicted model, not a curated record. Gene Ontology annotation, cellular component: cytoplasm; PML body. Gene Ontology annotation, biological process: double-strand break repair. Lineage: Eukaryota; Metazoa; Arthropoda; Branchiopoda; Diplostraca; Daphniidae.